Messenger RNA from Dromiciops gliroides (monito del monte), 1002 nucleotides. RefSeq names its product splicing factor, proline- and glutamine-rich-like. NCBI's taxonomy places the organism in Eukaryota, Metazoa, Chordata, Mammalia, Microbiotheria, Microbiotheriidae. The record is from RefSeq and is a predicted model, not a curated record. The transcript has 3 exons. The coding region runs from base 1 to 1002 and encodes 333 amino acids.
AUGGGAGGGGAGUUCGAAUGGCAGAUCCAGGCAGGACUGGAGGUGGAAAAAGGAAGGACAGGAUCUUUCCUAAGAGCGGGCUUGGCAGUCAAUGCGCUGGGGAGCUUUGAUGGAAAUAAGGAGGGGGACGUGGGGCCUGGCCAAUGCCGUCUGGAGCUGACCUUUGAAGGAAUGCAGCUCCAGAGCAGCAAGAGAAGGUUAGACCCAGGAGGAACUUCCCAGCACCUGGUCAGGCAUGGGGGAUGGGAUUCCCGGUCCUCCUCCCGCCCGCCACCCGGCACCCGCCCGCGGGGCGUGUGUGUCCAGCCAGGUGACCAGGUCUUUGAGAUCCCCAAGGCUCCAUCUCCCCAUUCCCGGGAGCGUGGGGCGGGAGCGGGUGGGCGUGGGCUGAGUGCACCACGCGUGUCCUCCCCUCCCCACUCCCCCGUUCCCGACUCACUGCGCGCCCCGCGGAGCCGGCGGAAAAGGUGGCCUGUCCCUUUAAACGUCCAGACGGCCGCCCCAUCUGAUGCGGAGCCUCCAAUCCGGGGCUCGGGGCCGGGGAGGCUUCAGCCGCUGCUGCCGCCGCCGCCACCGCAGAGGCUCGGACUCCGCGCGCGGCCCCGGCUUCCUGCAUCUCUCCGCCGGCCGCGCAUCCCUCUCCGGCCUCCGCUCGCGGCUCCCGCAGCUGCCGCCGCCGCUGCUGCAGCGCCGCCACCCAGCCGGGAUGGGCGCGGGGCCCGGCGCGGGGCUCUGAGCCUCCCUGCAGCCCCCCCACCCCCGAGCUCCGGCUCCAGCCUCUUCCCCUCCCCCUCCCCUCUCUUCCCCUCCCCCAGCCGGGGGGCCAUGCCCCAGGCUCUGAGCUGGGGGGCGGCCCCGGGGGCCCGGGCAGCGCGGAGGCCGGAGGUCCAGGUCCAGGUCCGUGUCCCUGUCCCCGAGGGCCCCCCCAGCGCGGCGCUUCAUGGAGCGGCCCGGCCCUGGGUGCCGGGGGCGGGAGGAGGAGGAUCCAGCUGGGCCCUGUGA